AUGAGAAAAUGGAGACCAGUUGAUGUCCCAGCUGAUGACGAAUGGACAGUUAAUUAUCAAAUAGUGGUUCCACCACUAUACCGUCCAGAAAUACUUAGUAUGGCCCAUGAAACGUCUUUAUCUGGACACUUAGGUGUUAGAGAAGCAGUUGUCGAUAAUAUCGCGAAUGCUGUUAAAUACAGCCGUAAAGUGCUGUUGGUUGUCUCCAAAAACUUCAUCAAAAGUGAAUGGUGUUACUUCGAACUGGAGAUGGCACGCAUGCGAAUGUUCGACAAUCACGAGGAUAUCCUGGUUGUGGUUGUGCUUGAGAAGGUGUCAGCGAAAGAUAUGCCGAUCCUAUUACACAAGAUACUGACCACAACAACGUACAUUGAGUGGGAAGAACACCCAGAGAGACAGGCAUUAUUCUGGGUUAAGCUAGAAGCAGCACUCUUGUCACCUAAUUGUCCCAGAUACAGACUUUUAGAUAAUCCCCAAGAAUGA
Anneissia japonica is the source of this 483-nucleotide messenger RNA. Its product is annotated as toll-like receptor 2 type-2. NCBI's taxonomy places the organism in Eukaryota, Metazoa, Echinodermata, Crinoidea, Comatulida, Comatulidae. Gene Ontology annotation, cellular component: membrane. The transcript is spliced from 2 exons. The record is from RefSeq and is a predicted model, not a curated record. Gene Ontology annotation, molecular function: transmembrane signaling receptor activity. The coding region runs from base 1 to 483 and encodes 160 amino acids. Gene Ontology annotation, biological process: immune response; toll-like receptor signaling pathway; inflammatory response.